This is a messenger RNA of Cajanus cajan (pigeon pea), 2107 nucleotides long. RefSeq names its product short-chain dehydrogenase/reductase 1. Gene Ontology annotation, cellular component: membrane. NCBI's taxonomy places the organism in Eukaryota, Viridiplantae, Streptophyta, Magnoliopsida, Fabales, Fabaceae. Gene Ontology annotation, molecular function: oxidoreductase activity, acting on the CH-OH group of donors, NAD or NADP as acceptor. The record is from RefSeq and is a predicted model, not a curated record.
UCUGUGUCUGGCUGUGUCAUACAAUCUCAUCUCUUUCAACUUCAAUACCCCAAAGCUCCUAGCAAUUCAGCUUUCCCAGUUCAAAUUGGUGCCGAAUCAACAUAGGUAGAAAGUCAUGGGGCACAAAGCAAAAUCCAAAGAGCGGAAAGAGAAAAGAUUGCAAGAGAUAUCUCUUCUCAGGACCAUUCCAUAUGCUGAUCACCAGAGGUGGUGGUCUAAGGAAACAAUUGCCGUGGUCACGGGAGGAAACAGAGGAAUUGGGUUCGAGAUCUCUAGACAACUUGCUGAUCAUGGAGUAACAGUAAUACUAACAUCAAGAGAUGCUAGUGUUGGCGUUGAAUCGAUUAAGGUCUUGCAAGAGGGUGGUCUGCAGGAGGUGGCAUGUCAUCAACUUGAUAUUCUAGAUAAUUCUUCAAUCAACCAAUUUUGUGAGUGGUUGAAGGAGAAUUAUGGUGGCUUGGAUAUUCUCGUAAACAACGCCGGUGUUAAUUUCAAUCUGGGGUCUGAUAAUUCCGUUGAAAAUGCUAGUUUGGUCAUUGAAACAAAUUAUUAUGGUACCAAACGUAUGAUUCAAGCGAUGGUUCCAUUGAUGAAGCCAUCCUCUCCUGGUGGACGUAUUGUAAAUUUGAGCUCGCGUCUAGGUCGACUAAACGGCAAACGAAAUAGAUUGGAGAAUGAAUCAUUGAGGGAGCAACUAAGUGAUGUGGAAUCCCUGACAGAGGAAGUGAUAGAUGGUAUGGUGUCAACUUUUCUGCAACAAGUGGAAGAUGGAAGUUGGGAAUCAGGAGGGUGGCCUCCAUCGUUCACUGACUACUCAGUGUCAAAGCUAGCAGUGAAUGCUUACACAAGGUUCAUAGCAAAAAAGUUUUCUGAGAGGCCCGAUGGUGAAAAGAUUUACAUCAACAGCUAUUGCCCCGGUUGGGUGAAAACCGCUCUCACAGGCUAUGCAGGAAGUAUCUCAGUUGAGGAUGGUGCUGAUACUGGUGUCUGGCUUUCCCUUCUUCCUGACCAAGCUAUCUCGGGCAAGUUCUUUGCAGAGAGACGGGAAAUUAACUUUUGAUUGAUGUGUCAAUUUGGAACCAACUUCAUCUGCUUCAUGUUCCAUGUUUUCAGAUUGAGAAUGAUAGAUUCAUAGGUUACCCAAACAAAAGAUUCACUUGGAACUCUUAAUACCACCCUACGUCUUCAAUGUUAUUAUUUUAAGUCACCACUUCAUUCUUUUGUUAGAUAUUUACCGAGGAAAGGAAGUUACUGCAUGUUUCUUAAUUGUUACUUUAACUGUGCUAUCUUCCAGUUGCUAAAUUCAUUAAUGCAUGUUACAAAUAGAGCAAAAGAGGAAACAGUUCUUCUUUCCCCUAUCAAUCAAUUUGCGAUGUCAGGCAGGGAACCUUUUUCUAUUUUCUUUUUUUACAUUAUAAUUAAGAAAAAGAGGAGACAGAAUUAUCUAUAACAAAGGGUACAAUUGAUGCUCAAAAGAAACUGUGUAGGGUAAGAUAUUAGGAAUGUAUUUAUCAUUGUUUCUGAAGUGAAUUAAGUUUAUUAGGCCUUUUAAUACAAACAAAUGAGGAAGGCUCCGCAUCCCGUUAUCACUUUCAGGUACUUAUUUUUCACCUCUUCUCUUCUCUUCUUUUUCUUUCCAACGUGAUUGUAGCGUUUCCCAGGCCCCUUUCACUGGUAACUCCCUCUCCCUCGAUUUAUCCGACGAAGAAACCAAAAGACGCUUGUUCAACAGGUCAUUUGAUGAUUUUGUUGGAGGAUUUACUUUGCAAGUUCUGAUAAAAAUGGAAAUGAGAAAGCAACUAGUAGCUUAACUUUGAGAGACAGAUCCGUUGAUUUGUGUUCAUGUCACUUCAAAAAUCAAAAUCCUAUUCCAGAUUUAUGGAAGUGGAUAUCUGGGCAAGAGCAACCCCCAGAAUCAAUCAGCAUCAACCCAGUCUUUGCUGCAGUGCGAGAAGGAGUUACGAACAAUCUUGAGGGUCAUUCUGCUCCUGAAACAAGAGCAACACCUGGCCAACCAUGGGUGAGAGGCUGGGAUGAUAUUAAGAAAUUUCGAUCAGUAGCUUGAGAAUAAACAAUCUUUUUAUUUGUUACAAUGAAAAAAAAAAAA